AUGGGGCUCCUAUCCGCGCUUCUGGUCGCAGUGUCUUGCGCCAAUCUAGGUGCUACCAGCGGCACACAUGAGCUGUUCUCGCUCCAGUUCCACGACAAUGGCGUCACAGUCCACAACUCGGCAGUUCUGGCAGGCCCAUCGAAUACCUCCACAGUGCCCAUCUCCGCCUCCGAAUCAGGCACCAUUGCACACAAUGGCGGCCACAUCAAAUGGCAGCACCUCAAUCCACAAGUCGUGAAAGUCACCGUCGACAGCACCUCCUCCUUCACAGGGGCUCGAUUCACCACUGCACCAUCAGACCUGUUCUACGGCGUCUGGGAAUACCCAUGGUCGGAACAGAUAACCAACAACGGUGUCGAAUUCCAACUCCUAGGCGCCGGCAACGAGGUCGGUAUAAAUUGGUCCAACGCCCGCGCGCCCUUCUUCCUCACAUCAGCCGGGUACGGCGUCUACGCCGACACGAACCGCAUGGGCUCCUUCGAUUUCUCUGUUCCGGGCCAGGCCCAGUUCGUGUUUAAUACCACCAGCCUGGUCUACUAUAUUAUAAUGCCUGCCGCCAAGGGUGAUUUCAAGUCUGUCAUCCAGGAGUAUACAGCCCUCUCGGCGAGAAUCGAAAUGCCUCCCGAUGCCGGGUUUGGGCCGACCUUUUGGUCGGAUGAUUUCGAGGAGGACUUCCAUCGUGGCGUGCAUAAUGCUCAGGAGAAUUAUUAUGAUGUUGUUAAUCAUCUCUACUAUAAUCGCAUUCGGGCGACUUCGUUUUUUGCGGAUCGGCCGUAUGGAACCGGAAAUAUGUCCUGGGGCAAUUUUGACUUUGAUCCCAAGUUCUAUCCUACUCCUAAAGAGUUCAUUGCCAAUUUGACCGCGUGGGGAUUUGAUUUCCAGGUUUGGGCUGCCAACAGGGCCUUCCUCAAUACGGAACUAUACAAUGCAUCUAUUGCACACGACUGGUUGUUCCCGGGUUAUACUGCAGAGAACUUCGAAGGACCAGCCCUAAACCUGUCCAUCCCGAAGGCGUACAAUUACUUCCUUGACCGUCUUUCGGCUUUUACCGAGCUGGGUGUGAAAGGGUAUAAGAUCGACCGUGGCGAGGAGGGAGAAAUGCCGUUCUACGAGCAAAACAUCCAACAGCCACUCUUCGAGGACCUAGUCCACACCAAUAUGAAACGCACCUGGGGCUCCAACUUCUACAACUUCGCCCGCUCAGCAUUCGACCGCUCCCGUGCCCGAACGGCAGUCUGGAACGGCGACUCGCAUUCCAACUUCCAAGGGCUGGCCUACACAGUCGCCUCCGGCAUCCGCGCGGGCUUAAUCGCCUUCUCACAAUGGGGCUCUGACACAGGCGGCUACGUGCGCGAGGGCAACGAGCCCACUGAGGAACUGUGGGCACGGUGGAUGCACUUUAGCGCCUUCUCGCCUGUGUACGAGAUCAUGAUUGGAACGGGCCACACACCCUGGUACGACUACUCUUCGCGACUGGUGUCUAUCCUCAAGCAGACGGCCAACUUCCACACUUCGCUCAUUCCCUAUAUCAAAUCGUGUACCUGGGAAGCAACCCAGACCGGUAUCCCGGUUAUCCGGGCGUUGUUCCUUGAAUAUCCCUCGGAUGAUAGUCUGGCUGUUCUCAACGCCACAAAUUCGUACGCCUUCGGUCCGUCCUUCCUGGUUGCGCCUAUCAUUUCAGCUGGCGGCCAGCGAGACGUCUACUUCCCGCGCGGAACGCGGUUCCUCGAGUAUUGGAACAAAACGGCCGUUUAUGAGGGUGGGAGCACGGUGAAUGUUCACCAUGAUCUGGAGUCUAUUCCUGUGUAUGUCCGCGAAGGAGCCAUUGUGCCCCGCGGAGAUAUUUAUCAAGGAAACGCCAAGUGGGUGAAGCAUUGGCAGCCGCAUGUGGUUAUCGAGGUGUUCCCCAGCUGGGAUGUCAAAGAGUCUCAGUUUGAGUAUUUUGGUGGAGACCAGACGAGCAAUGGGGGCGUCUCUAUUGUGAUGCGCACUGAUCGGGAGAAGGAUGAAGUAACUAUUUCCCAUGGGGAUCUGGGAGUGUCGGCUAUGUUGGUGGUCUACGGCAAGGAGGUGAAGAGGGUGUCAUUGGAGGACAAGGCGGGCAGUGUUUCUGUCUCGGGGGUGAGGAGUCUUUUUACGUCCGGGAAUUAA
Messenger RNA from Penicillium riverlandense, 2151 nucleotides. RefSeq names its product glycoside hydrolase family 31 protein. Bases 1 to 2151 code for a protein of 716 amino acids. Gene Ontology annotation, molecular function: hydrolase activity, hydrolyzing O-glycosyl compounds; carbohydrate binding. NCBI's taxonomy places the organism in Eukaryota, Fungi, Ascomycota, Eurotiomycetes, Eurotiales, Aspergillaceae. Gene Ontology annotation, biological process: carbohydrate metabolic process. The transcript has 4 exons. The record is from RefSeq and is a predicted model, not a curated record.